This is a messenger RNA of Phaeodactylum tricornutum CCAP 1055/1, 282 nucleotides long. RefSeq lists its product with no specific name. Gene Ontology annotation, molecular function: MAP kinase kinase kinase activity; magnesium ion binding; ATP binding. The record is from RefSeq and is a predicted model, not a curated record. Gene Ontology annotation, biological process: JNK cascade; protein phosphorylation; positive regulation of canonical NF-kappaB signal transduction. The transcript has a single exon. The annotation marks the transcript as partial. NCBI's taxonomy places the organism in Eukaryota, Bacillariophyta, Bacillariophyceae, Surirellales, Neidiaceae.
CUUACUCCGCGCACAGGAUCGGUACCGUAUAUGGCACCGGAGGUAGCCGAUUGUCGAGCGUAUGAUUGCCAGUGUGACGUAUUUUCGUUUGCAAUUCUUUUGUGGGAGGUUCUAGCGUUAAAGGCUGCCUAUAAAGGGUAUUCCCGUCGAGAGUUCUUGGAGCGUGUUGUUCGGAAGCAAGAGCGGCCCCAGCUGAACCGUAAUUGGCCGCCCCUAACUCGGCUUAUGAUUCGAGAGGCUUGGGAGCACGACCCUGAGAAGCGACCGGAUAUGAAGCGGGUU